AAGACUUGUGGGUCUUGUGGUUACGUCCAUCCUGCUGAGCUCUGGGCGGUGGCGUUGAAGGCUUCGGCUCAGCUCUCGGACUGUGACUGAGGGGCGAACCCGAGGGGGGACACAACGUGGACAUAGUUUUCUCUCUCUUUUCUCAACAAGGGUCUCCAAAAAUGAACCUUUCUCUCGUGGCUGUAUUGGUUUUUCUCGUGGUCGACGGAGCAGAAGCUUUACAAGAAUCCAAGAUAUGCUACAUUUUGGAUGGAAUUUUGUUCCUCUACGGGAUCAUCCUCACUCUUCUCUACUGCCGACUUAAGUUCCAGUAUCGGAAGAAGAACAAGUAUCCAGACCCUUCUGUCAUCUACGAGAAAGUGGAAGGCGUCUAUACGAUGCUGGUUUCAUUGCAACGUGACCGUGAAGUUAUUCUAAGUUCUACGUUCUUAAGUCACCCCUUGGUGUUUGUCCUCCUUGCAGGGUCUGGAGGUUGAGGAAGUGCAACCAUACAGCACGCUGGAAGCUUCGAAAAAGCCCCCCGAAGGGCUACCUCCAAGGAAGGCCCCCUCAGAAGAAUAAACAUCUAUCUUCAUACAGCUUCUGGAUAGACUUUCCCGGCCUCUGAUCUUGGCCAAAUUGGGUGUCGGGAGAGAAGCCCUUUUGGGUAGCAAUUCUUUUCAGACGCCUCAAUCUUCUUUCAGAAAUAUUAAUUUUUGGCAACGCAAAAAGGGAGGCUCAUGAUGCCUGGGUGCCUGGGAAUUCUACUGAAGCUCCCCAAGUCCUCCUGAAUUAUUAUUAUUGUUAUUAUUAUUAUUAUUUGGGCUAUUUUUGCUAGUCCUCGACUUACGGCCGCAGCGGAGGACAGGCUUCCAUUCCAAUUUCCAAGCAAGGAAAUUUUUAAAGUGAGUUGGCCUAGAUUUUAUGAAUUUUUGGCCACGGUGGUUAAGCGAAACACUGCAAAUAAGGGAAUCAGGUAAUCAUUAAGCAAAUUCUAUCUAUCUAUCUAUCUAUCUAUCUAUCUAUCUAUCUAUCUAUCUAUCUAUCUAUCUAUCUAUCUAUCUAUCUCUAUCUGUCUAUCGUCUGUCUAUCUUAUCUAUCAAUCUAUCAUAUCUGUCUAUAUCUAUCUAUCUAUCAUUUAUCUAUCAAUUUUUCUAUUAUCUAUCUUCUAUCAUCUAUUUUUCUUUUCUUCUGUUAUCUAUCUGUCUAUCUAGAUAUCUAUCAACUAUUUUUCUUUCUUUCUAUCAUCUAUUUUCUAUCUAUUUAUCUAUAUCUGUCUAGCUGUAUCUAUCAUCUGUCUAUCUUAUCUAUCAAUCUAUCCUAUCAUCUGUCUGUCUGUCUGUCUUUCUUUCUUUCUAUCAUCUAUCAUUUUUUCUAUUUUCUAUCUAUCUAUCUAUCUAUCUAUCUAUCUAUCUAUCUAUCUAUCUAUCUAUCUAUCUAUCUUCUCUAUCAUUUUCUCUUUCUUUUUCCUUCCUUCCUUCCUUCCUUCCUUCCUUCCUUCCUUCCUUCCUUCCUUCCUUCCUAUUGUUGAGAUCUUUGUUAAGGGACUUUGGCCCCAUUUUACGAUUUUCCUUGCCACAUUUGUUAAGCCAACGAGAGAUGCUGCAACCGUCAUCAAUACAUGCCGAAUGGUCUAAUUUAGUUCAUGAGACCGCAGAGAGGCGGCAAGGGGUUUGUGAGCACUGGUCCCAAGUCACUUUUCCCAUUAACUUCGUACAGUCGCUAAACGAACGGCCGUAAGUCGAGGACUACCUGUAAACGAACACAGCUUUCUUCCGCCAACUGAAAAGGGGGAAUUUAUCUUUCUCGGCUGCGUUAGAGGCGUGGUGGAAUUUAUGCUUCUUCUUUGUUUUUUCCUAUGGUGAUUUUUUGAUCUUGUAAGCCGCCUGGACUGUGAAAUGGGCAGCUGCUGUAUAUACAUUGGUUUAAUGAAUACAUACAUAAUAAAUAAAUAAAUCUUUUGUCAACAGUC
Ahaetulla prasina is the source of this 1951-nucleotide messenger RNA. It is a transcript of the gene FCER1G, whose product is annotated as Fc epsilon receptor Ig. Gene Ontology annotation, molecular function: IgE receptor activity. Gene Ontology annotation, cellular component: Fc-epsilon receptor I complex. The coding region runs from base 162 to 476 and encodes 104 amino acids. Lineage: Eukaryota; Metazoa; Chordata; Lepidosauria; Squamata; Colubridae. The record is from RefSeq and is a predicted model, not a curated record. The transcript has 5 exons. Gene Ontology annotation, biological process: cell surface receptor signaling pathway.